Messenger RNA from Aspergillus luchuensis, 315 nucleotides. RefSeq lists its product as uncharacterized. Bases 1 to 315 code for a protein of 104 amino acids. NCBI's taxonomy places the organism in Eukaryota, Fungi, Ascomycota, Eurotiomycetes, Eurotiales, Aspergillaceae. The transcript has 2 exons. The record is from RefSeq and is a predicted model, not a curated record.
AUGGCGCGGGGUUUUUCUUAUAACGGUGCUCGGAUCCUUUCUCCCUUCGUGUUAUUGUCUUUCUUUUUUUGUUCAGACGCGGAUUCUUCUUCAGAAGUUGGAAACCCGCUUCCGCGUUCUUCUUGCCCUACCAUUUCAACCUAUGGAAAGAUUUCGUCGUUAGCAGGUCGCGCGGGUACGCUUCUCUUGCAGUACCAGAGCGAUCUCCCUCCGCUUGCAGAGAACUCUGUUAGUCGACAGGAAUGGUUCAAGUACAGCGACAGUGACCAUAAACGUCUAUUUUCUCUGCGCCAGAAAGGGCAGUCUCAGAUCUGA